AUGUCUACUGCUAGAAACGACUUACGUGAGGUUUUCAGAGGCCUCUCGCUCACCGAUAAGCUUCUCCCGCUUCUCAUCAUCUGUGCCAUAGUGCUCGGGGUGUUGCUUUCCGUAUACGUGCCCAGCAGCCGAACCGCUUUAGACAGCUCUAAAGUCGUCGGUGUUUCUGUUCCCUUAGCUGUGGGUCUCAUUGUUAUGCUCUUGCCGCCUCUUUGCAAGGUUGAGUGGGAGAACCUCCACAAUUUCUUUUCCAGGUCCACCUACAUCAAACCGGUGGUGUUUUCGCUCGUGCUCAACUGGAUCAUAUGCCCCUUUUUCAUGUUUGGUUUGGCGUGGUUGACGCUAUUCGAUGAGCCCGAGUAUAGGACUGGGAUCAUCAUGAUUGGGUUGGCCAGGUGCAUAGCCAUGGUGCUCUUGUGGAAUGAUAUCGCUUUGGGCGACCCGACUCUAUGUGCGGUGAUUGUCAUCGUCAACAGCGUGCUUCAGAUGGUGCUCUAUGCUCCGUAUCAGAUAUUAUUCUGCUACGUGAUUACCGGCCACUACCAGACGGUGUCCAGCACGGUGACGUACUCAAUGGUUGCCAAGAGCGUUGCUUUCUUCAUGGGCAUCCCGUUUGGGCUAGGUGCUCUCAUUAGACUUGUUGGUAGAAGACUUCUUGGUGCUCACGCCUACGAUAAGAAGUUUGUGCCUUUCGUUAGCCCUUGGGGUCUCAUUGGGCUCCUCUACACCAUCGUAGUGAUAUUCAUGGAGAAGGGCAACGACUUCAUCAAGGAUAUCGGUUCAGCGUUCAGGUGUUUUGUUCCGUUGGUUGCCUACUUCAUUUGUACAUUUUUUGGCACUCUCUUCUUGCUCCGUCUGAUGUACGCUUGGGGAGUGUUUGAAAGCAGAGGCUCGAAGUCGUCCGUGUCUGACGAUGAGAUGACCAAGUUGUGCGGGUGUGAAGAAACCAAGGAGUUGUUCCCAGAGAAAUUUGCCUAUGGGUGUGCAGCUCCGUACGGUGUCACCAUUGCUCAGACGUUCACUGCCGCCUCCAACAACUUCGAAUUGAGUCUUGCCAUUGCCAUUUCGAUCUACGGAUCCGGUAGCAAGCAGGCCAUAGCCGCUACGUUUGGCCCGCUUAUCGAGGUGCCCGUUUUGUUGUUGUUAGUGUUUGUCGCCAGGUACCUCAGAGUGAAGUUUGUAUGGACAGAUGUGACCAUUACGCCCUACGAGGUCAUGGCGUCACUGUUCUAA
Candidozyma auris is the source of this 1233-nucleotide messenger RNA. RefSeq names its product Arr3p (gene ARR3). Lineage: Eukaryota; Fungi; Ascomycota; Pichiomycetes; Serinales; Metschnikowiaceae. The transcript has a single exon. Gene Ontology annotation, molecular function: antimonite transmembrane transporter activity; antiporter activity; arsenite transmembrane transporter activity. The record is from RefSeq and is a predicted model, not a curated record. Gene Ontology annotation, cellular component: plasma membrane. Gene Ontology annotation, biological process: arsenite transport; antimonite transmembrane transport. Bases 1 to 1233 code for a protein of 410 amino acids.